GGGAGAUAUGCAGUAAAUGCAAUGAACAAACACGCCCCCCCGCCGACCCAGACACCUGGGGGAGGAGGGAGAGGACGAGGAGGUUGGCCCGAGGAGGACGGAGCAGGAGGGCCGCCCUCACGCGCGCCGUUGCCUAGCGAGGGCGAAGCGCCGCCGGAGCCCCAGUUGCCACCGCCACCGCCGCCGCCUCCUCCUCCCCGGCUGCGGCGCAAAAUGGCGGCGGGAGGCGCCUCUUCGUCCUCGGCCCGGGUGCCCCUCCGGCGGCCCUCCGCGGGCGCGGAGCAGAAGGCGAGGAGCUGCAGCGCCGCCGCCUUCCUGGCCAAGGAGGAGGAGUACAAGCGUGUAAAUGCAGAAUUAGAAGCCAAGACGGCAGAAUUGGUGCGUCAGGCUGAAGAAGUCAUGAGAGAUCAACAAGAAAUGUUGUCCAGGCCAAUCUCUACACAGGUUGAAUUGUUUGACAAGGAGACCAAACAUCAGAGAGAUCAGUGGUCUCCUGAAUUGCCAACUGCUCCUCUUGCACUUAAUAAGCAACCAAACAAGAAGAAACCUAGCUCUGCGUCUACAUUUCGGACUAGGCCACUAUCUGGAAAGAAGGGGAAAGGAACUCUGUCAAGCACAAAACUAAGACCACAUGACAUUCCAAGUGCUGCAGAUGUUGCAGUCCCAGACUUCUCUCUUGCCAAGACAAUUGGGAAAAUUGAAGGGCAACUAGAAGAAGGAAACUUUCCUGAUCUAGAGGACGAUCUUAUCCCCGGUGCAGGAAGUGAAAUUGGAGCAGAGGCCCAAAUCCGGUUCCUAAAGGCAAAGCUUCGUGUUAUGCAGGAGGAGCUGGAUGCCAUAGGACUAGAAUGCAGUAAGAAGGAUGAAGAGAAUCGGAAUUUAAGCAGCUCCCUAAAAGAAGCUGAAGAAGAGCGUGGGAGGCUGCAGCGAACAGCCAGUGUACAGCAAUCUCAAAUAGAAAAGUAUAAAAUGCUGUCAGAAGAAGCAAACAGUAAAAGUGAAGGACUGCAGCAGAAGUGCUCUGCACUAGAAAAGGAACUGGAGAAUCUGAAGCUAGCCCAAAAACAGGCUUCAGCCAGCCAGAGUACAAUGGAGGUUCGCUUCAACAGAGCUCUUGAAGAAGCAGAGAAAUAUAAAAUGGAACUGAAUAAAGUGAAGCAAAGUAACAAGGAUGUAGUCAACCAGGAACAUAAAAAGCUUGAAGACCUGAAAACUGAGAACAAGAAGUUGGAGAAACAAAAGGGAGAGCUGAUGGCAGGAUUCAAGAAACAAUUAAAGUUAAUUGAUAUAUUAAAGAGACAAAAGAUGCACAUUGAAUCUGCAAAGAUGCUUUCUUUCACUGAAGAAGAGUUUAUGAAAGCCCUGGAAUGGGGAAAUUCUUAAUGUUCAACACUGUACAUGGCAUGGACAGAAACACAAUUAACAUUCAGCACUACGGUGGCUCAAAAUAACAAACAUGUUUCAAAGCAAAUCUACUGAAGUUUUCUCAAACACUGGAAUGUGUUAAUUUUAGUGUAGUAUCAGCUCCUGUUUGGUGUCUCCUCCCCACUGUUAUUGCCAGCUGCCAUUUGGUUCAUCUUCCUCCAUUUAAGCAAUUGUACUGACAACUGCUGUUGUCUUCCAGGUUACCAAGACUAGCUUGGGGAGCUUCACAUAUUCCACUGACACUAAAGACUCCCUUAAGUUUAUGAGUUACUUCAUCAGUAGCUUAGUGAAGCCUUUUUGUUUUUCACAAUAAAGUUGUUAUUUUCCAA
Podarcis raffonei (Aeolian wall lizard) is the source of this 1754-nucleotide messenger RNA. RefSeq names its product testis expressed 9 (gene TEX9). NCBI's taxonomy places the organism in Eukaryota, Metazoa, Chordata, Lepidosauria, Squamata, Lacertidae. The record is from RefSeq and is a predicted model, not a curated record. The coding region runs from base 22 to 1383 and encodes 453 amino acids. The transcript has 12 exons.